Molecule: messenger RNA, 187 nt
Organism: Racocetra persica
Lineage: Eukaryota; Fungi; Glomeromycota; Glomeromycetes; Diversisporales; Gigasporaceae
Source: the annotation of a GenBank genome assembly
CAUAUUGUAAUCUUGAAAAAAAUAACUAUGAAACACCAGUUAAUAAUUCUAUUUCAAGCAUUGAUGAAAUUUCUUUGACAAGUAAUGAAAAUGAAACAAUGGUUAAUUUUAAUUCUAUAAUUAAUGAUGCUUAUAUUGAUCUUCAAGUACAACGUAUUCUUGAUGAAUUAAAAGUUUUUCAUAAUCG